Equus quagga is the source of this 1750-nucleotide messenger RNA. RefSeq names its product ERI1 exoribonuclease family member 3 (gene ERI3). Lineage: Eukaryota; Metazoa; Chordata; Mammalia; Perissodactyla; Equidae. The transcript has 10 exons. Bases 200 to 1180 code for a protein of 326 amino acids. The record is from RefSeq and is a predicted model, not a curated record. Gene Ontology annotation, biological process: exonucleolytic trimming to generate mature 3'-end of 5.8S rRNA from tricistronic rRNA transcript (SSU-rRNA, 5.8S rRNA, LSU-rRNA). Gene Ontology annotation, molecular function: 3'-5'-RNA exonuclease activity; nucleic acid binding.
UGCCGCUGUUGAGGCGGCCGGGAACGGGCGGUGGGGAGCGGGCGGAGCUGGCCCUGCCUCUGCCUGGCCGACGCCGCAGUCGGCGCGGGCCGCGCCCGCCGCCGUAAACUGCCCCGAGCGCCUGCUGAGGCCGAGGGAAACGUCGGGGCCUGCACUUGGAGGGAGCCUGCCGCGCUGGCCCCGAGGAGGGGGCGUUGCCAUGGCGACAGCCUCUCCCGCCGCUGACGGGGGGCGGGGGCGGCCCUGGGAAGGAGGGCUGGUCUCCUGGCCCCCUGCCCCUCCUCUUACUCUCCCCUGGACUUGGAUGGGUCCGAGUUGGGGGCAACACCCCGGGCAUUGGGGCUUUCCAGCUCUCACAGAACCUUCAGCAUCCCCAGCUGCCAGUCUUGGCAUCUUCGAAGUAAGGAGAGUUUUAGAUGCUUCUGGAUGUUCAAUGCUAGCACCUUUACAGACUGGAGCAGCUCGAUUUUCUUCAUAUUUACUUUCAAGAGCAAGAAAAGUGCUGGGCUCCCACUUAUUUUCUCCCUGUGGUGUUCCGGAGUUCUGCUCCAUAUCCACCAGAAAGCUGGCGGCCCACGGCUUUGGCGCAUCCAUGGCGGCAAUGGUGUCCUUCCCUCCCCAGAGGUAUCACUACUUUUUAGUGCUGGACUUUGAGGCCACGUGCGACAAGCCACAGAUUCAUCCUCAGGAAAUCAUCGAGUUCCCCAUCCUGAAGCUAAAUGGCCGGACCAUGGAGAUUGAGUCUACCUUUCACAUGUAUGUCCAGCCUGUAGUCCAUCCACAGCUUACUCCCUUCUGUACAGAGCUUACCGGGAUUAUUCAAGCCAUGGUGGAUGGUCAGCCAAGCCUGCAGCAAGUGCUAGAGAGGGUCGAUGAGUGGAUGGCGAAGGAAGGCCUCUUAGAUCCAAACGUCAAGUCAAUUUUUGUCACCUGUGGAGACUGGGACUUGAAAGUCAUGCUCCCAGGGCAGUGCCAGUACUUGGGCUUGCCAGUGGCGGAUUACUUCAAGCAGUGGAUUAAUCUGAAAAAGGCUUACAGCUUCGCCAUGGGCUGCUGGCCCAAGAAUGGACUUCUAGACAUGAACAAGGGCCUCAGCCUGCAACACAUAGGCCGGCCCCACAGCGGCAUUGUAAAAUGUGGAUAUGAUGGUUGGAGCUCCAGCAGCCAUUUUGGACCAUGAGAUAUCCUGGAAAUUGUAAGCAACAAGCUGAAAAGAUGACUGCAAGAACAUUGCCAACAUCAUGAAGACACUCGCAUAUCGAGGCUUCAUCUUCAAGCAGACAUCGAAGCCAUUCUGAUUGGCCUAGGAUGGGAUGGGGCAGGACAGGGUAGCUGCUUGGCCCAGCCCAGAACCCUCCUCCCCCUCACCAGAGGGGAAAAGGGAGAGUGGCACAGCUCUACGUCCAGAGUGUCCCCCAGCCUGCCCUGUGGGCUUGUGCCCUGGGUAAGGGCUUGGCCACGUGGCCCCUCUGGAGCAGGCACUUUGUGCCCCCCCCCCACCCCCACCCCUCAACCUCAGCCCAGUAUUAGCCCUUCCCGUUGUGGGCCUGGGCUAGGGGGACCCAGGCACUCACCGCCUCCUCCCUGGUACACAGGCUUCUGCAGGGGCCACCAAGCCCCCCUGUGCCCCCUCCCAUCCGUAGUGCAUGGUGUGUGGUGCCCCCAGGGCUCCAGGACAGAUCAGGCCCCACCUUGUGUCUACCCCCAUCCCCGCUGUGAACGUGCCACUGAAUAAAGUCGGGGAAACGAA